AUGUCCAGCAGUCGGUUAUUGGACCUUUUCAAGAUUCUAUCUGCGACUUAUCUUCCCCCACGCCUCCAGAAGCGCAACUGGGGAACCAACUGCUGCCUGUUGUCCAUGCCCAUCCUCAUGUGCGUGCUGCUCAAGGUCCUCGAAAUCGCCAUCAACGCAAUCCUCAGCGGCCCGGACUACCGCUGCGGUUGCAUCUGCACGGCCACGGGGCAGAACAACACGGACUCGUGCUCCGAUCCUAGUCAGCAGACGAAACGCAACUGGGGAACCAACUGCUGCCUGGUGUCCAUGCCCAUCCUCAUGUGCGUGCUGCUCAAGGUCCUCGAGAUUGCCAUCAACGCCAUCCUCAGCGGCCCGGACUACCGCUGCGGCUGCAUCUGCACGGCCACGGGGCAGAACAACACGGACUCGUGCCCCGAUCCUAGUCAGCAGACGUGCGGCCCGCAGUAUUCCAACAACAAGCAGACCGCCUUCUGCGCCGUGCCGAACCCGUACAUGUACCCCGCCAUGGUCCAGGUGCCCACCCAGUACUUUCGGGCAGUCCUAACGCAGCAGAAUAAUUAUCCGGGCCUGCCAGACGCCUCCUGCCGCUCAGCAUCAAACCUCAACCAAUCAUGCCCGGCCAUUUUCCUCUACACGGGCCAGAACCAGACGCUUGCCAACGCCAUGGGCGCGUAUCUAACAAGCCCCUUCGACCUCAAGGCAUGGCAGACCAUGCCAGGUGUCAACAUCUCCACGGGUAGCUCCAGCUCCGCGCCGCCCACUCCGCCGCCCGCGGCGCCUGCUGCGCCCGCAGCUCCUCCCCCCCCUCUUCCCGGCAGCACGAUCAAGUACAAUGGAACUGCGUCUCUCGCUCCUUACCUCUACAAUUUCGCUACGCUCGAGCUGGGCACGAACGCGUCUCUGACGCUGACGCUGAUCAUAGAGCCGGCGUUGACGCCCAUCACAGACGACCCCAGCAAGCUCUACCUGCUGCAGCCCAACUGCUCUUCUCCAACCGUGCUGCAGACGCCCCUCAACUUCUCCUUCGGCGGCUUCACUAAAGAACCCCUCCAGCUGUCCUGUGUGCCCACGUCACCGCUGUGGCGAGCAAGCUCGGCAGCGAUCGACAACGAGUUGUACAACGGGUUUUACCAGGCACAGACGGCACUCUAUGGCGGAGAUGCCACCAGCAACGAGUACGCCGGAGCGUUUGACUUCAACACCACGUCAGCCAAGCAGUUCAACACCACGGUCUAUUUCAACUCCACCUAUGCGGGAGCCGGCCAGGGGCCCAGGUCUGCCGUGCGCUUCCCCAAGGUCAUGAACAUGGCCACCAACGCGUACCUCCAGGCGGUGUUCAGCGCAGCAGCGGAGCUCCCGCUGCUAUUCGUGAAGGACUUCCCCAAGGGCUCCACGCGCCUCACCCUCGACUUUGCCUCCAUCAUCGGCCCGCUCUUCUUCAUGUGGAUCCUGCUCCUGCUCUUCCCGGUGUGUGUGGGGUACCUGGUGUACGAGAAGGAGAAGAACCUACGCAUGAUGAUGAAGAUGCAUGGGCUGGGAGACAGCGCCUACUGGCUCAUCUCCUAUGCCUACUUCUUCCUCCUCUCCUUCAUCUACAUCCUCUUCUUCGUCCUCUUCGGCUCCCUCAUCGGGCUUAAGUUCUUCCGGAUCAACAACUACGGCUUGCAGUUCAUCUUCUAUUUCGUCUUUGGCAACUGGCAGAUCGGCUUUGCCAUUCUCGUCGCCACCUUCUUCAAAUUCACCAAGACCGCCUCGGUGGUUGCGUACCUCUAUGUGUUUGGGGGCGGCCUCUUGAGUCAGUUUCUCGUUGGGUAUUUCCUCGAAGUCCCCGACUUUCCAGCCGGAGCGCUGUUUGCCAUACAGCUCAUCCCACCGUUCGCGUGCUACCGCGGGCUGUACGAGUUCGCCCAGUCCGCCUUUAUCGGCGCCUACCAGGCCACUUCCGGCACGCUCACCUUCAGCAACGCGGGCGAGUAUGGCUUCUGGGGCGCCGUGGGCAUCAUGGCUGUUGAGUGGGUCAUCUUCCUGCUGCUCGGACUCUACCUGGAUCAGGUGGUGCCAACUGGCGGCGGGUCGGGGAAGCAUCCGCUCUUCUUCCUGGACGGCAUCAGGGGGCGCCACAAGCACGGCAACACGCUCUCCAGGGCCUCCCGCUCCCACCGCGCCUCCGCCAAAGGCGCAGUCGAGGCGGAGAAGGAGCGAGAGGAUGUCAUGGCAGAGCGAGAGUUGGUGCAGCAGCUGCUCCAGAGGGACCAGCUAGACCACGGCUAUUCGAUCGUCUGUGACAACAUGAAGAAAGUCUACCCCGGGAGGGACGGCAACCCGCCGAAGCUGGCGGUUCGGGCCAUGUCGCUGGCGCUGGCUCGGGGCGAGUGCUUCGGCAUGCUGGGGCCGAACGGGGCGGGCAAGACGACGUGCAUCCACAUGAUGAUUGGACUCGUGAAGCCGAGCUCAGGGACAGCGUUCAUAGAGGGGAAGGACAUUCUGGAGGAGAUGGACGAUGUUUACACCAUCAUGGGCGUGUGCCCGCAGCACGACACGAGUGAGUACGCCCGCAGCACGAGUGAGUAUGCCCGCAGCACGAGUGAGUACGCCUCCAGCACGAUUUCGCUUCACUUCCCCCUUCUCUCCCCUCUCCUCACUCUCCUCGUUCGAAAUUUUCCCUCACCCUCCUCCUUCUCCUCCCCCGCCAGUCUCCUAUGGGAGCAGCUGACAGGAAGGGAGCACCUCCAUUUCUAUGGGCGCCUCAAGAACCUGCAUGGGCAGGCGCUGCAUCAAGCAUUUCUGGACUCACUCACUUGCCCCCACCUCACUCUCCUCCACGCCUCCCUCUCCUCUCACCCCCACACCAGCCUCCUAUGGGAGCAGCUGACAGGCCGCGAGCACCUCUAUUUCUACGGGCGCCUCGAGAACCUGCACGGGCAGGCGCUGCAGCAGGCGCUGACCGGCAGGGAGCACCUCUACUUCUACGGGCGCCUCAAGAACCUGCACGGGCAGGCACUGCAGCAAGCGGUUCUGGAGUCUCUCAAAAGCGUCAACCUGCUGGCGGGGGGUGCUGCGGACAAGAAGGCCGGCAAAUACAGCGGAGGCAUGAAGAGGCGGCUGUCGGUCGCCAUCUCCCUCAUCGGCAAGCCCCCUGUGGUGUACCUGGACGAGCCCAGCACGGGGCUGGACCCUACCUCUACUGCAUGCACGCACGAGCUUACCUCGCACUCCCUCCUCUUCCUCCCGCCGUCCCCUCCCUUUCCCCUCGUGCAGGUGGUCUACAUGGACGAGCCCAGCACGGGCCUGGACCCGGCAUCGCGCUACAACCUGUGGGCCGUGGUCAAGGAGGCCAAGAAGGACUCGGCUAUCGUGCUCACCAGUGAGUGGUGCUGUGCGGUGUCAGGAGCCCACUCCAUGGAGGAAGCAGAGGCUCUCUGCGACCCCCACUCCAUGGAGGAAGCAGAGGCUCUGUGUGACCGUCUGGGCAUAUUCGUGGACGGCCAGUUUGAGUGCAUCGGGAACCCGAGGCAGCUGACGUCGCGGUACGGCGGGUCGUUUGUCUUUACUGUCACCACGCCGGCCGAAGAGGAGGAGGCGGCUGCUGAGCUGGCGAAGUCGCUCUCGCCCAAUGCCAAGAAGGUCUACAGCCUCGCGGGCACGCAAAAGUUUGAGCUGCCCACUGCAGAUGUGAACAUGGCAGACGUGUUUGCAACAGUAGCCGAGGCCAAGGCACGGAUAUCGAUACGCGCGUGGGGCAUCGCCAACACAACCCUGGAAGACGUGUUCAUCAGCAUCGCCAAGGAGGCUCAGGGCGCUCAUGCUGCUCUGUCUUAG
This is a messenger RNA of Closterium sp. Naga37s-1, 3822 nucleotides long. NCBI's taxonomy places the organism in Eukaryota, Viridiplantae, Streptophyta, Zygnematophyceae, Desmidiales, Closteriaceae. The record is from the annotation of a GenBank genome assembly.